AGAGAGAGAGACUUUGGCUUUGGUGCAAACAAUGCACGGACAAACAACACCGAAGCAGUGAGAGGUUUUUUAGGAUAAAAAAUUGGGAUGAAGAGAGAGAGGAGAGAGAGAAAGAGAUAGACUGAUAUAGUGUGAGUGAGUGGGAGUUUUCAUCAGAGACCUCUCUCUUUGUCUCUGCUCAGAUCUUCCAAAAUCCACACACAGGUUGAGGAGAAAGAGGAAGAGGAGGAAGAAGAAGAAACUCGUUCCGCAAAGCAAUGCCUGCAAUGCCCAAAAUCCGAUGCUUCAAUUUUGACGUUUCUUUCAGUUUCAUGCAAUAAAUACAGCAAAAAAGGAAAAGAAAGAAAAAGAAAAAGAAAAAGCCGAGCCAAGCCCAAAAGUUGCUCAAAAUUACAGCACCUGUUGCAGAGAAGGAGCCUUUUCUUUUUCUUUUUCUAUUUUCGGCAAAAAAACACAGCGGCUUCUUCUUCAAGACGACGGCGAAGAACUGUGAGCUGACGGCGAUAUAUUUGUUUUUUUUUUCUCAGUAUUUUUGAGUUUGUUUCUUCGGGUCAAAGAGAUAAAGCAAACAAUCUAUUUUUUGUUUUGAUUUUAUACCUAUUUUUUCGCUUUUGUUUAUUUUGUUGGCGUUGAAAAGCAAGUCAAGAAGCGUAAAGGUUAAAAUUGGAGAUUUCGUUAUCUGAUAUUUUGCGUCUUUUGGAUGCAGUUGAAAUGCACUCUCAAUUGUUCUAAAGCUCCGAAACCUGAAGAUCUCCAAUGGAAAUGCGUUUUCGUUUCUGAAAACCCAGUAAUUUUCACUGAGAUUUCAAUUUUCAGACUGUGAGCCUGUGAGGUGUUAGUUUACACAAGUCGAGUUUGGUCCAUUUUGAGAGGAAAAAAUGGCGUCGUCGUGGGACCACUUCGGAGAGAUUGCAAAUGUGGCUCAGUUGACCGGCCUCGACGCCGUGAGGCUGAUCGGAAUGAUUGUGAAGGCGGCGAGCACGGCGCGAAUGCACAAGAAAAAUUGCAGGCAAUUUGCGCUGCAUCUGAAGCUGAUCGGGAACUUAUUGGAGCAGCUCAAGAUCUCGGAGCUUAAGCGGUACCCGGAGACGCGCGAGCCUCUUGAGCAGCUCGAGGAAGCUCUAAGAAGGUCAUACAUUUUGGUCAAUAGCUGCCAAGACCGGAGCUAUCUGUAUUUGCUUGCAAUGGGAUGGAACAUUGUGUAUCAGUUCAGGAAGGCUCAGAAUGAAAUUGAUAGAUACUUGAAGCUUGUGCCUCUGAUUACUCUGGUGGACAAUGCUCGAGUCAGGGAGAGACUGGAAGACAUUGAAAAGGAUCAACGUGAGUACACAUUGGAUGAAGAGGACAGAAAGGUACAGGAUGUGAUCCUUAAACCGGACCCCUCGAAAAAUGACACUGUAGUGCUGAAGAAAACACUUUCUUGCUCUUAUCCAAACUUGGGUUUUAAUGAGGCGCUGCAAAAGGAAAAUGAAAAGCUUCAACUUGAACUACAACGGUCCCAAUCCAUUUAUGAUGUGAGUCAAUGUGAAGUAAUUCAGCGUUUGCUAGAAGUGACAGAAACUGUCGCUUCAAAGUCUUCCCCCGAAAAAAAUAAUAAGAAAAUAGAGCGGAAUUAUUCAGAUGCCAAUAGUGAGAAAGAACCUUCAUCUAAUGAAAGCUAUCAGAAAAGUGAAUCUCGCAAAAUGUCAAGAAACACAUCUUCAGUUUCUUCUGGACAUGAUUUGCUGUCAACUAGAGGUUCACAUCGCCAUGAAGAAUGGAAUACUGAUCUACUUGGAUGUUGCUCAGAACCAUCUCUGUGUAUAAAGACAUUCUUCUAUCCUUGUGGGACGUUUUCUAAAAUUGCUUCUGUGGCAACUAAUAGGCAUAUGUCUUCAGCAGAAGCAUGUAAUGAAUUGAUGGCUUAUUCGUUAGUAUUGUCUUGCUGUUGCUAUACAUGCUGCAUUCGAAGGAAACUUCGCAAGACGUUGAAUAUCUCGGGAGGCUUCAUUGAUGACUUCCUUUCACAUUUUAUGUGUUGCUGCUGCGCCCUUGUUCAAGAAUGGCGAGAAGUUGAACUACGCGGGAUUCCUUAUGGUGCUGAAAAGACAAAAAUAAGCCCGCCACCCUCACAGUACAUGGAAACCUAACUGAUAAUGGAAUUUUGAGAUUCAUCCACUUUGAACGCCAUAUGUAGAGGUAAUGGCUAGUUGCCAUUGUUACAGGAAAACUUAUUUUGGGGGAGUUUAUGUCUCACUAAUUUUCCCAUAUGUAAAUUAGCGCUUUUUAUAUUUUUUUAUUUUAUUCAGCACAUUGUGUAUCAUAGACUUGCUUUUCUUUUUCGAAAAAUAGUAUAGAAGUGCUUGAUUUUACCAAUUUGUUUUAUAUGAUUGUUUUUCCUU
This is a messenger RNA of Prunus persica (peach), 2381 nucleotides long. RefSeq names its product protein MID1-COMPLEMENTING ACTIVITY 1. The transcript has 9 exons. The coding region runs from base 879 to 2129 and encodes 416 amino acids. NCBI's taxonomy places the organism in Eukaryota, Viridiplantae, Streptophyta, Magnoliopsida, Rosales, Rosaceae. Gene Ontology annotation, biological process: cell surface receptor signaling pathway. The record is from RefSeq and is a predicted model, not a curated record.